AUGUCAGUCCUCUUGCCUUCCCGAGGAGAGUUGGACGUGUACGACCCAAACAAUCCCUUUCAACCGCUGGUCACUCAAUCAACAUUUCCCCUGGCGACUCGUCCGGCCCCUGCAACAGCUGCUGCCGUGCCAGCGAAGAUGCAAGUACACAAGAACAGAAGCGUCAAUCAUAUACAGGAGGGAAAAGAUCAAUUUGAUGUAUUCAGAUCUUGGAAGAAAGGUAUCGAUUCAAUAGCGCCUAAAGGCUCUCCCGCCAAUCGAGAGGUUCUCGCUUCGGUAAAUACAAACAUCGCAAGCAAGUCUCGAAAUCCUCUCACUUCCCUCAUUCCUCGUCCAUCUGCUACCCCAGAUGUCUUCGCACCGGAGAUUAAGGCUACACCUACUGGCGCACCAACAAAUAAUGUUGACGCGGUUCUCUCAUCCAAACGUCCCCGAGAUCUCACUCAAACAUCUUUAUCUUCGGUACCGCAGAAGCGUGUCAAGCUCGAGAACAAUGCUGUCGAUCCAGCUGUGAGGAACGCAAGAGCUGAGGAGGAGAAAUGGCGAGCGAAAUGGGUCAAGGUAUUUCCAACUCUGGUUUUCCAUUUUGAGAUAGGUGUUGAGGAAGGUGUAGGGAAAAAUCUGAGACACCGUGUGUCAAAGAUGGGAGCCAAAAUCGAUCAAUUCUUCUCCACUCGUGUCACUCACUUGAUCGUGAAGGGCAGUGCUUCACCUCAGAAGCCUAAACCAGCUGCGCUCUUUGGUCGGGACACCAAUCGAGAAUCGAGUAAGAACCCUUUCCUAGAUGGAACAGGUGUUACGGACCUGGCUCAGAAGGCGGAAGCGUUGAAUAUCAAGGUCUGGACUGUGAAAAAACUUGCCGAUCUGCUUUCGCGUAUUUCACCUGUCGAGAACACCAACCAUGAUUCCCUAUCAACCCUGCUUGAAGAUGAAAGAAUUAACGGUACAAGAGAACGAGAUCUAUCUGCACCCAGACCAGAUUACUACUAUUUCAAACCCGGUAGCAAAUACCUCCUCGUCGAAGAUGCCACUUCGAAGCAUAGAACCGUUAUGGUGAAAGAAUAUACAUAUAACCAGAAAGAUGGGGCGGAAUGGCCUACUCUAUUCGAUGGAUUUUUACGUGUCUCUACGUCCAUGCAGACCAACGUACCUGUUGAGAAGAUCAGAGAAAGAGCUUGGAAGCUCUACGUAGAAAGGAUUCCUUUUGAGGGAGAACAACCGCCUCACGACUUAAAACGAUCUACAUCUCUUCGAGCAUUCCCCACUACUCCCAAACUUCCUGAGGCUCAACCAUAUCAUAAUGCAUCGGGCAACAGUGUCACCCUCACUUCAACCAUUGCCUCUACUUCUACUGCCGGUACCCCUGCUUUUGGCGGUUUCAAUGGACUUCCAGGUCUCGGUGCCAAUAAGGACAGGGCGAUCAUGCAGAUGUCCAAGCGAGUGCAAGUCCUUAAAGGAAAUGCUCGUCUUGCAGCAGCCAAGCGAGACGAUUCCGGUUAUGAUUCACCAUCGGCGCUAUCCACUCGACGUGCCAGUAUGGGAUACUCCCAACCAGCUAAGACGUUCAUGACGCAAGAGCAAGUGGUCAAGAUGUUACAGCAAGCUCGAGAACCGGUACAUGAGACAUCUAUCACUGUACAGAUGAGAAUGAGGAACAGAGAGAAGGUCGACAUGGGUUUGAAGGGAAGGGAACAGGAUACUGCCGCUGGAUACUGCGAGAAUUGUCGUUUGAGGUAUACCGAUUUGUCCGUGCAUAUCGCUUCUAAGAAACACCGACGUUUCGCGACAAACGACGAGAAUUUUGAAGAUCUGGACAGACUUUUAUACACUUUACAACGACCGCUUCAUCCUUCAACUGUUAUACUCAAAUAUCCACCUUGUAAUGAGUUACACGCAAAAGAUGACGAUUGCUACAAGUGUGAUGUUGACAUGGCCUCGGAAACAGGAAGUCAGGAAGGUUCAGCAAGUGAAGCUGAAACCAGAAGUCCAGGAGGAGAUAGCGAUGCGGUGAUGAUGUUUGAGGGACACGAGUACCGCUUGUCUGAUGAUUUGGAAGAAAUGCUUGGGCGUGGAGCACAUUAUUGA
This is a messenger RNA of Kwoniella botswanensis, 2085 nucleotides long. RefSeq lists its product as uncharacterized. Gene Ontology annotation, molecular function: zinc ion binding; nucleic acid binding; protein serine/threonine kinase activator activity. The record is from RefSeq and is a predicted model, not a curated record. Gene Ontology annotation, cellular component: Dbf4-dependent protein kinase complex. The transcript has 4 exons. Gene Ontology annotation, biological process: positive regulation of nuclear cell cycle DNA replication; regulation of cell cycle phase transition. The coding region runs from base 1 to 2085 and encodes 694 amino acids. Lineage: Eukaryota; Fungi; Basidiomycota; Tremellomycetes; Tremellales; Cryptococcaceae.